Pneumocystis carinii B80 is the source of this 1304-nucleotide messenger RNA. RefSeq lists its product as hypothetical. Lineage: Eukaryota; Fungi; Ascomycota; Pneumocystomycetes; Pneumocystales; Pneumocystaceae. The record is from RefSeq and is a predicted model, not a curated record. Gene Ontology annotation, molecular function: nucleic acid binding. The transcript is spliced from 3 exons. Bases 47 to 1258 code for a protein of 403 amino acids.
GUGGAGAUAACAUUUCUUAUUCAAAAUUUCUAUCUUAUCAAAAGCAAUGAACUUGUCAUCAUUAAAAGUAUCAGAAUUAAAGGAAGAGCUUGGUAAAAGAGGUCUUUCAAAGACAGGACUUAAAAAAGAUCUUAUAGAUCGUCUUGAGAAGGUCUUAAAUGAAGAAGGAUUUACAGGUUUUUUGGACAAUAAUUCAGGAAAAAACCCAGUAAAAGAUAAGAAUGAUGAUGAAUCUGAUGAGAAGGAAGUGGUAUGCCUUGAAAAAACGGAAAAAAAUGGCGAUAUGUUAAUAUCAGAGGACAAAAAAGCCGAGAAAAGUGUUAAAAAAGAAGAAGAAGACCAUAAGAAUAUGGGGGAAGUUGAUGGAGAUGUAUCAUCAGCUGUUUGUUUGAAUAAAAAUGAAGAAUUGAAGGAUGAAAUAGAGAAAAAUAUAAAUAAUGAUAUUUCAUUAAAAAAACAAGAAAAAAGGUUUUAUAUUGAAUUAAAAAGAGAUUCGUCAUGUUUAAAUGAUGAAACAGAUAAAGCAGUUAAAAAAAUUAAAGAGAGUUCAGAAGAAUUAAAACCAGACCCAUUAUUAGAAAAAUCUAUAGAAACUAAGGGCAGUAAUAGUGCACAUGAUGAUACUUUGAAUAAAAAAGAGGAAAUAUUAGAACCUAUACAUAAGUUAACAAGUGCAGUUUAUAUACGUGAUCUUACUCGGCCUUUGCAAGCUUCUCAAUUUAAAUCAUAUUUAUUGGAUAUUAUUAAGGAUAUGGAUGAAAUAAAAGAUAAUAUAUUUAAACAAUUUUGGAUGAAUAAUCUUAAAACGCAUGCGUUUAUUGUAUUUACAAAUGUUGAUCAUGCAAAAAUAGUUCGGGAUGUUUUACAUAAAUCUAUAUGGCCUUAUGAGAAAGGAAGACAACCUUUAUGGGUAGAUUAUGUUCCGGAAGAUAAAGUAGACGAAUGGAUUAAUAUAGAAGAACAAAGUCCUCGAGAUACUAAAUGGGAAGUUAUUUAUGAUAUGAAUGGAGUGGCUAGUUUAUCAGAGGUUAAAAAAAAGGUUAUUAAUAAAGAUUUUGUAGCUUCAAAUCAAAAAAUUGAAAAAUCAUUUCAAAACAAUUCUAAUUAUAGAUACAAAACAAAAAGACCAGAUAUCAAAAAGUAUGAUUUAAAUGAUCUUUUUUUAAAAACACAAACAACCCCAUUUUUAUAUUAUAAAACUGUUGAUCAAGAUAUAGUUGUUAAUAGAUUAAAAAGUCGGAAUAACCUCAAAUAUUAGACAUAACAUAUAUAAUUUAAAUAAAUAGGGUCUUAUUUUAUCUUUG